AUGUCUGCAGGAGAAGAAACUCAUUCUCAAUGUAACGUGACUAAAAUCCCGAAGAUUUGUGUGGACAACAAUUUGGAGAUGGUCGAUUGCUAUGAUGGCGGUCUGUGUGGGAAAUCUGAAGAGGAUUUUUAUAUUGCCGAAGAGCAGACGUUUGGUAUUAACGAAUUGUCUUACUUAUCACGCCUAUCAUGUGCCAGUAACCACAAGAAGUUUCUACUGGCUGUUGUGCUUCUUUCUCAGUGCAGUGAGGGCUACCGCCAUGCCACACUACAGUGGUUAAACAAUACCACGAUGGAAUCGAGUGAAGGUUCAGACCAAGUUUUUGCAGAUUGUGAAGAAAAUCGUUCAACUGUACUAUCGUCAAAUAGUGAACUGUUAGAAAGGUUAAAAAAGUUUGGACUACAAUAUAAUGAUAAAUCUUGUCAACACUUACGUCAUGAUUCUGUUCCAAAUAAGUUAGAAGAUGAUCAUAUCGAAUUCUAUUCUAUUCCUCAGGCUAAAAAUCUUACCAAUGAUUUACCAUCAGACAUUGAAUUGAUAACACAGAAUUCUCAGAAAAUUAAGAAACAAUACUUAGAAUUAGUUAGUGAAAAAUUCGUCUCUUCUCUUCUUGAUGAUUAUGACGCGUUAAUGAAAGAAAUUCAGUGUAGUAAUGCUCCAUUGCGUGAAGUAGCAGUUCAGACAUCUGUUGGUCAACUUUUCAUAGCCACAAUUCUACAUACAUCACUCAAUGAAGAUGAUCGAAAGUGGUUGUUGUCUUCUAUUCAAAGUAAAUACAAAAAAAUGUCAGGAGAAGAUAAUCUGUCAUCAAAAGAGAAUUCUAUGGAUGAUGAUCUUCGCUCAAAAUUGUUUGACUGUUUAAUUGAUCUGGGCUUAGAUCUUUCUUGUGCAUUGCAACGAAUGAAGUCAGACGCAUCACUUUCACAUUCACUGACCUCUUCUGGGUUUCUAUCGGGUUCUGGUGGUUCAGAUAGUCAGUAUGAUUUACUCAUGGAAGCUUCUAAUUCCGGAUCUCAGACAAUUAAUACUAACAAUACUUUGAAUAACACAAAAACGAAUUAUGGUACAUUGUUAACUGUUCCAAAUGCUGAUGGUAAAUGUGGUUUAUCAAAUAGUUUCUACAAUUGUCUUUACCCAUUCAACUCAUCAUCACAUUUCUCUUAUCGAAGGCUGUCUGACAUCCCUACAGUAUCUAACUUUUAUUCCUCCCCCUCCCCCUCCUCCUCCUCAUCAUCUUCACAAUGCCCUACACAACCGGCAUCCAAUGAGAAUAAUGAAGGAAAUAAAACCCUAGACGAUGUUGGCUCAGAUUCAAAUCAGAAUACCGCUACAGUAGCCAAAGAUUUCAAUGACCUCCCAGUAGUCAGUUCAUCAGAAUUACCGACAACUGUUCAAACUCCAGCAGUUGAUACAGAUGAUGGACAAGCAAAAUCGUCUUCAAAUGUGGAUUGCCAGCAAAGAGUAUCAAUAAGUAGUACAUUGAGUGAUUCAAGUUCAAUUUCAUCAAGUAAUCCAGAUUUAGGUAUUUGUGUCCCACAUUCACCUACGUCAAUAGUUUUAACUUCUACAUCACCAGAACUUGUAAAGAAUUUCGAGAAUCUCAGUAUAUACACUAGCAAUUCACUUAAUCAAUGUCUAACAAAAACGUCUGAAAGUGAAUGCCCUUCUGAUGAUCGUAAUUCCAUGACAAAUCAGCAUUCCAACAUGAUGGUGAAUGAUCAUUGUUCAUCAUCAUCAGCAACAUCACUUAACAUUAAUAUUUAUCCUCAUAUGAUGACAUCACACUGUCAUCCACGUGAAGAAUUACUUGAUCAUGUUUCUAUAAAUUUUCCUGAAACACAAGAUGGAUCAAGUCAGUGUUUCAGUGUUUCUACGAAUUCGGUUAAAGCAAUUAGUUCUAAUGAUGGCAGAUGUACUUCGCAGUAUAGUUCUACUACUGAAGAGAAUAACUUUUUAAAUCCAUUUUCUGGAAUGACAGCUGUCCCAUUUUGGUUAAAAAGUCUACGAUUACACAAAUAUGCUAGUCUUUUUCAAAAUCUAUCUUAUGAUGAAAUGAUGUCUAUCACUGAUGAUUGGUUGAAAGAGCAUGACGUUACACAAGGCGCAAGAAAUAAAAUCCUAUUGAGCAUUGAAAAAUUAAAACAUAGAAAGUCUAUUUUAUGCACAAUGGAAAAGUGUCUCUCCGAAAUCCCCUCCACAGGUCAAUUAGCACGAUCCACCGUGCAUUCUUGUUUAUCUGAAAUUAAGCAUAUCCUAUUGACACCGAUUAAACCAUGCUUUUUUCAAUCAAUAAAUAAUCAUUCCAUGCAUUUAUGUCAACCUGCUUCUGCUUGUGCUUCAUCUUCAUCUUCCUCGCCAUCUCCGUCGUCGUCUUCUGCUUCUGCUUCUGCUUCGGUUUCUUCAUCUUCAUCGUCAUCUUCAUCUGUUGUUAUCCUAACCUCAGGAAAGUCAACUAUGCCGACUACUCUAACAACAAUAACGACAACAACAACUACUACUCCUACUGCUAUCAAUACCAUGACAAAUUCAACGCAUUUAACCUGUCCAAUAACAGUUAUUCAGACAACAGAUAAUGCUAAUACGGAAGAUCAUUUAAUUCGUGGUGGCGGUGUUGGUGGUGUUGGGAAUAUUCACGAUAAUAAAAGUAGAGAUAAUAAUAAUCCGUGCAAUACUUGUAAUACAAGUUCAAUAGCUAAUCCGAUAAUAAUCCUAUAUAAUGAAUAUUCCUUCUAUCAAUAA
Molecule: messenger RNA, 2739 nt
Organism: Trichobilharzia szidati
Lineage: Eukaryota; Metazoa; Platyhelminthes; Trematoda; Strigeidida; Schistosomatidae
Source: the annotation of a GenBank genome assembly